AUAAACACUUCUCUCACUUCUCAUCAUGAACCUCUGAUCUCUUCUUUUCUCCCUCAUCUUAUCAGUUGCCUCCCCUGUAAUCCCAUAAACUCCAUAUACCCCAAAUACCUUCAUAAUGUCGGCCCGUCUUCACAAAGGCCUUCAAGGCGUCCUCGCCAAAUCCCCUUCCGACACCGUAAUCCUCUCCGCCGUCCGCACUCCCAUCUGCCGCUCCUACAAGGGCCAGCUCAAGGACGCAUACCCAGAGGAGCUCCUCGCCAGCGUCCUCAAGGCCACUCUCAAAGCGCACCCCGAGGCCCCCGUCGACGAUGUAGCAGUCGGCGUGGUGCUCUCCGAGCUCGGCGGCUCCAAGGCGGCGCGCAUGGCUCUCAACCACGUCGGCUUCAAGAACACCACCAGCUUGUACACUGUGAACCGCGCGUGCUCUAGUUCGCUGCAGGCCAUCGCUGCUGUGUCGGCGCAGAUCCAGACGGGCAUGAUCGACACGGGUAUCGCGGCUGGUAUGGAGAGCAUGACGAGGAAUUACGGAAGCAGAGCUAUUCCUGUGGAUGUGUGGCCGGAGCUGAAGACCUCGCCCAAUCGCCAUGCGCAGGAUUGUAUCAUGCCUAUGGGUUUGACGUCAGAGAACGUUGCGGAGCGAUAUGGUGUUUCGAGGGCGGACCAGGACGCUAUGGCUGUUGAGUCUCAUCGUCGUGCUGCUCGUGCGAGAAAGGAGGGUCGCUUUGCGGAGGAGAUCGUACCCGUGGAGACGAGGUUCCAGGAGGUUGAUAAGCAGGGUAACAAGGUUGGCGAGGAGAAGCGCAUCACUGUCACUGCUGAUGAUGGUAUUCGAGAGGGUGUUAGCAUUGAGGCGCUUGCUAAGCUCAAGCCUGCUUUCAAGCCCGACGGUGCUUCAACGGCUGGAAACUCAAGCCAAGUCUCCGACGGUGCUGCCGCCACCCUCCUCAUGCGCCGAAGCACAGCAACCGCCCUCGGUCUCCAAGACCGCAUCAUCGGAAAGUUCGUCUCAGCCGUGACAGUCGGUUGCGACCCCGAUGAGAUGGGCAUCGGCCCCGCCCUCGCUAUCCCCAAGCUUCUCGACCAAGUUGGUCUCAAGACGGAGGAUGUGUCGCGGUGGGAGAUCAACGAGGCGUUUGCCAGUCAGGCGCUGCACUGUGUGAGGGAGUUGGGACUCGAGGACGCGUGGGCGAAGGAGAAGGUUAACCCUGAUGGAGGCGCUAUUGCGCUGGGACAUCCUCUUGGAGCUACGGGAGCGAGAAUGACGAGUACGCUUUUGCAUGGACUUAAGAGGGAUGGUGGUGAGGUCGGUGUUGUGAGUAUGUGUGUUGGUACGGGUAUGGGUAUGGCUGGUUUGUUUGUUCGGGAGUAGAGAUUGAUAUCCGGGAAGGAAGUUAAAAAGUAGAUUGGGGAGUAAACAAAAUUGAAUAUUGGGUUAUACUACGCUUGAUACUGAGAAUGGGAACGUUGGCGAUGCAUGAUGCUGGAGCAUGGAGAGGAAACUAAGGGUUGUGAUAUGCGUCGGCAGCUUGUAGUCUCGGGUCACAACGGUUCGAUAGCAUCGAUACGUUCCCAUGAAACAGUCCGUUUCGGUUGGCC
Fusarium verticillioides 7600 is the source of this 1596-nucleotide messenger RNA. Its product is annotated as acetyl-CoA acyltransferase. Gene Ontology annotation, molecular function: acetyl-CoA C-acyltransferase activity. Gene Ontology annotation, biological process: fatty acid beta-oxidation; phenylacetate catabolic process. The record is from RefSeq and is a predicted model, not a curated record. Lineage: Eukaryota; Fungi; Ascomycota; Sordariomycetes; Hypocreales; Nectriaceae. The transcript has a single exon. Gene Ontology annotation, cellular component: peroxisome. Bases 116 to 1369 code for a protein of 417 amino acids.